Messenger RNA from Leptosomus discolor (cuckoo roller), 730 nucleotides. The record is from RefSeq and is a predicted model, not a curated record. Lineage: Eukaryota; Metazoa; Chordata; Aves; Leptosomiformes; Leptosomidae.
GCGCUGAAGCUGAGGGCGGAGGACAAGCACUGCCUAGCUGCCCGCUCGAAAUGUUACCUGAAACUUGGAGACACACAAAAUGCCCUGAAAGAUGCUGAGGCUUCUCUCCAAAAUGACAAAACGUUCUUCAAGGGACUUUACCAAAAAGCUGAGACGUUAUACACCAUGGGUGAUUUUGAGUUUGCAUUAGUGUUUUAUCAUCGAGGCCGCAGACAACGUCCAGACCUACAGAAGUUCCAGCUGGGCAUCGAGAAAUGCCAGGAGGCCAUUGUCAACUGCAUCGGAAGCCCAUCCUUGGUGAAGCUGGAGAACAAGGAGGAUCUGUGCUUCGUAAGCAGGCAGGCAGAGAGCAAAAAAGCGGAUCAGAAACGCCAAAUCAAACUGACUAAGGACCAAAAAGGGACAAGGAAACAGGAGCCUGUGAGGAAUCCCAAAACAGAGCGGCAGCUUCUUGGAGAGCUUUAUGCCGACAAGGCCUACCUGGAAAAGCUGCUCAAGGAUGAAGAUCUGAUGGAGAGCAGCACAAAGCAGGGGAUCAAAGUAGCGGACCUGGUGCUGGGCGGCAUUUCCUACCUGGACACACGCAGCGAAUUCUGGCGGCAGCAGAAGCCUAUUUACGCCCGUGUGAGAGAGCGCCAGCUCCGGCAGCAAGGGUGGAUCCGGGCCAGGAAACGCAAACCGGCUGAUGCGGGCAGAUACGUUGUGAAGAGCGUGGAGAGCGUUGACACGG